GAAAGAAGGUGCCCGUCUCCGCACCGCCGCGACAGCGACAAGGAGGCUCCUGGGUUGCUGCCGUCCCGCCAUGGCUCUCGGCUUCGAGCUGCUCUUCGACUCCCUGGGACACUUCGGCAGAUUUCAAGCAUGUGUUUAUUUUGCAACUGUCUUUCAAGCUAUGUCAUGUGGUAUCCAUUACCUAGCAUCUGUGUUCAUGGCUGUUACUCCUAAAUUUGUAUGUGGGAUCCCUGGAAAUGUGAGUAGUAUUCUUUUCCACAACUCCUCCAGAUCAAGCAUAGAGGACAUCUGGACACUAUGGGCAUCAGCAGAAAAUUACAUUGUAGUCCAGCUGGAAAAUGGAGAAAUUUGGGAACUUGAUCAGUGCAGCAGGUCCAAACGAGAAGUCGGUUUGGAUCUGACAUAUGAAUACGAAGGCAACAAGUCCAUAUUUUCUUGUUCUGAUGGAUUUCUCUAUGAUGAUACAAAGUGGAAGAGCACUGUUGUUACACAGUGGGAUCUGGUCUGUGACCGAGAAUGGCUUGCAAAAUUAAUACAGCCUACAUUCAUGCUUGGAGUCUUGUUUGGAGCAGUGAUUUUUGGUGACAUUGCUGACAGGCUGGGAAGACAGCGUGUUAUAUGGUUCACAAGUACUGGUCAGUUUGUAUUUGGCAUCGCAGUGGCCUUCACAUUUGACUACUACAGUUUUGUGAUUGUGCGCUUCCUCCUUGCUAUGGUUUCAAGUGGCUAUCUGGUUGUGGCUUUUGUUUAUGUGACUGAAUUUGUUGGCAUUAAAGCACGAACCUGGGCUUCUAUGCAUGUCCAUGCUUUUUUUGCUAUGGGAAUUAUGGUUGUGGCACUCGUGGGAUUUUUGGUUCAGACCUGGUGGGUCUAUCAGAUAUUUCUCUCCAUAGCAACUCUUCCCUUUAUCUUGUGCUGCUGGAUGCUCCCAGAAACACCUUUUUGGCUCCUGUCAAAGGAAAGAUACGAAGAUGCACAAAAAGUAAUUCAUAUAAUGGCAAGAUGGAAUAAAGUAAGCACUCCCUGCAAAGUUUCUGAACUCUACUCUGUCCAACAAGAUGAUCUAGUGAGUGGCAGAAUGGGUGACAGUGACACAUCCUCAACAAAGAAGCACAACAUCUUAGACCUGUUUUGUAACUGGCACAUUGCAAGAAGGACCAUCACAGUCUGGCUGAUCUGGUUCACUGGGAGCUUGGGGUACUACGUCUUCUCCCUCAGUUCUGUCAGUCUAGGAGGCAAUGAAUAUUUAAAUCUCUUUCUCAUAGGUGCUGUGGAGUUGCCUUGCUAUGUCAUUGCUUGCAUUGGGAUGGACAAACUGGGAAGGAGAAACACACUCAUUCCGUUCCUUAUUUUAAGUGCACUGAUCUGUGUUUUAAUUAUGUUCAUACCUCAGGAAUUCAAUAUAUUAAUUAUCUUGGCAAAUAUGGCUGGAAAAUUUUCAAUAGGUGUGGCAUUUGGCCUUAUAUAUCUCUACACAGCAGAACUAUACCCAACAAUUGUAAGAUCACUUGCUGUUGGAAGUGGAAGCAUGAUGUGUCGUGUAGGAAGUGUGGUUGCUCCUUUCUGUGUAUAUCUGAGAAGUGUCUGGAUUUUCAUGCCACUUUUGCUUGUUGGGAUCAUGGCUCUUCUGAGUGGAAUAUUAACAAUAAUGCUUCCAGAAACACUGGGAAAACCAUUGACUAAUACUUUGGUGGAAGCUACAGAAAUUGGAAGAAACAAGAAAAGCUGUUCAGAAAAGACUCCUCCAGCACGUAGUGGUGCACCAUUAGAAAAGAUAGAGAUGUUUGGUCAAGAAAACAGUCAGCACUGAGAAAUAAAGCAACAGCAAAAUGGCUGUUCCCAAUUUUAAUCAUUAUCUAAUUUAUAAGAUCUUUUUAUUCAAGAAAUGUUACUGUACUAUAAUAUCUGUGCCUUUUACUUUGUUUCCCGUCUUGCCUUUUCAUUAGAGCAAGCAUAUAAGACCUUUGCGACUGAGGUACUGCAUAAACUUUGAUAGGAUUUAUAGUUCCUUACCCAGACUUUAGAAACUUACCCAGACUUUAGAAAACCUUCUGACUUGCUGUGGAGAGUUGGAAUGAUUACUGCAAAUGUUGCAACAUACCUGAUUACACAUAGGUAAAAAAUAUGCCAAUUCUUUGCUUCACGUUUUCUGCUGUUAGAUUUGCAAAACCACCACAAAGUGCCCUGUCCACUCUCAUCCUAUUGCAGCUGACAGUUACAGGCUUAAGACUUCAACACACAGUAAACUCAGACAGUUGUGAUUCAAGACAGGAGCCCUAAUGCUGCAUUAGUCAUAUCAAUAAUUUUAAAGUUAAACUAAUUUAUUAUUCUUCCCCCCCCCCCCCCGUUUUCUACUAGAAAAGGUGCCAUUACUAAUAAAGGAAAGUAUUCUGUGGAACAGCUUCAGACUGAAAAAAUAAUACUAAGUUUGCAAAAUGUGCAAAUAGUUUGUAUAUUCAUUCUGUUGAAUGGGAAAUGUAUUUUUAUUAGUGGUUUAGAAAAAUGGGUCUCAUUCAGGCUCUCUGCACAGAGGUAGACUUCUUAGUAGAGAUGGUAUCUACACCAUUUUCCUCAUAGAUCAGCUGUCUUUAGCUCAUUUUUUCCUUGUACUACACAAAAUCAGUUAGAAAAAUACAAUUUUAAAAAUGCUAGCUGGAGGACACUGAUCAACACAAACAGAAGGUACCAGUCACUCUUGUAGUUUUAGUCGGUGUCUGUAAAUGUCCCACUGUUGAUCUACACCUCAUGUGUAGAUCAACACUUACUGGCUGGUGUGGUGAUUCUGCCUUACAACUGUGGACCACAGAAAACUGGUAAAUACGAAUGCAUGCUACUUUUAUGGCUUUCUGUCCCACCUCCCCUUUUUCAGUCUACCUCCAGACCUGGGCGUUUCUUGCUUGCCUGAGUAUCCGUAUCCUCUUUGCUUGGCCACCCUUGGCUUGAGAGGAGCAUCAGAAGAAACUUCUGCAUGUUGAGGUUCAGACAGCUCUCUCUUGCUUGAGCUGUGUGAACCCUGUCAUCCCUGGUUUGAAAUGAGAGUUUUUCUCAUCUUAGGCACAUACCCUUACACUAGCUGGUACAAUUUCAUCAAAACAAGUUAUCCUUGUUUACUUCUUUGCCAUCUACCCCAAAAUCAGACAUCUGUAUUACUGUAGAUAGAUAUUCUAUAUGCUGUAGAGAUUAGUGGCCACAUUUUUCAAUUCUAUCUGCACAGUCAAAUUAGUUCCAAUUACUUCUGAAACCAGAAUAAUGAUUUAUAUCCCCUUAUAAAAGAUUUUUAUUUUCUUCACUGCAUUGUCCUAGAGCGUCAAAUAGCAUUUUGGUCCUGGUGUUAGGACAAAAUCAUCUCCUAUAUUAGGAGUAAAAUGCUUCAAAGCAAAAAACAGUAAGUUUAAGUUCAGGGAGUUUCUGUGUAAUAAUUACAUGGAAAGCAGAAAGGAAUCUUCAUGUUUCCUUCAAUUGUGUGGGUGUUCCAGUAUUUGCAGAGAAAACCUCUAAAGAGAAUGGCAUAGAAUACUGUGGUUUCUGUCCAAAUAUAUUAGUUCAGCAAAAGCAUGUACUUAACCUUACCCGCAUGAGUAACCACAUCUUUAUUCAGAUAAUGACUUGAAUACAUACUUUUAUGAGUGAAGAUACAAUUACUCACAUGCUGUGGGUUUUUGUUUUGCUGAAGAGCAGACCUAGUAUUCUUCCACUGCUUUCAUAUGCCCCUCCAGUUCACAGAGCAGAACUCUCCUUAUCUGCAAGAUCCUUUGGCUAACCCUGCAUGCUCUGCCUUAAACAAGGGUUUAACCGUGCUAAGGGAAAAUGUCAUGCGAUACACCUAACAAGGAAUUGAAUUGGUACUGUCUGGCAUUGCAACCACCCUGCCCCUUGACAGCUCCAAGUAAUUGCAUUAUUUUGGUUUUUUUCCACACUGAUAACUCCCUCUUUUAUUAGUACAAGGUCCUAUCUUAAACUCCUUAGUCUUAAGUGCAGGGGACAGUAAGUCUGCUUUUAGCAAGGUACUAAGGAACUAUUAAAAUUAAUUUUUCUACUUCCUUACCUGCUGAAUAACUGAUCUGGGAGUUACCCUACUAAGAACAGACAGUGCAUGUUCUGUGUUCCUUUGACUUGAGGGAUUCAGGACCUAGUAAUCUGUUACUGGUAUACAUAAAGAAAAUAAAGAAGAAAGCAAAAACUUACAUGAACCAGUGAUACUGAGCAAUGCUUACCAGCUAAAAUCUAAUGAUUAUUCUAAAUUACAAUGUAGUUUGAUAACUUUUAAUCCCAAAAGUCAGUUCCUCCUGUCACUGAAGUCAGUUGGUACUUGGUCUUUGAUUCAAAUUAGAUCUGGAUUUCACUGAACUAAUGAUGUUACUUUUUGCCCUAGAAAUAAAAUUUUUAUUGAUCCACAG
Pezoporus occidentalis (night parrot) is the source of this 4397-nucleotide messenger RNA. RefSeq names its product solute carrier family 22 member 16 (gene SLC22A16). Gene Ontology annotation, cellular component: membrane. Bases 71 to 1810 code for a protein of 579 amino acids. Lineage: Eukaryota; Metazoa; Chordata; Aves; Psittaciformes; Psittacidae. Gene Ontology annotation, biological process: transmembrane transport. The transcript has 8 exons. The record is from RefSeq and is a predicted model, not a curated record.